AUGCCUACAGAGACAAAGACUCUUGACCAUUCACUGAUGAGUCCAAAGGCCGAACUGAAGCCCGAGAGGAAAUCGGGGCAUGGGCCACGGAGCCACGGGGAUGGUGGGGCACAGAAAGAAAAAGUAAGCCCAGGCAUUGUGGAUUUGGAGAUGAUCCGGGAUACACUGAAGUCCCCCAAGCCCCAGGCACCUGGCACCCACCGCUUCGGCCACCUCAGCCACAAUUCUUUCUUCUCCCGGCACCAUCCCCAUCCUCAACGUGUGACCCACAUCCAAGAUCUCACCGGGAAACCUGUCUGCUUUGUCAAGGACGAUUUCUCUCUGGUUCCCUUGUCUCGGUCUGCACUCUUAUCCAGCUAUCUGAUGGGGAUGCCCGCAUUCCCUGCCCCCAUUGGAGACCCACAGUCCAAUCGGAAUCCCCAGCUUUCUACUGAGACCUGGAAGAGGGAGUUGAAGGAUCUGGCUUCCCGGGUGACUCUGUUCACCAAGGAGACUGAGCAGAAAAACAAAGAGAAACAAGAGCCUCCUCUGAGGGCGCAUGGAGCAAAGUACUCGGCUGAGACUGGUCGACUCAUUCCCGCUUCCGCUCACAAUCUCCAGCGCCGCAGUUUCCACCAGGGCCAGCGGAGCCAUCUUUUGAACAAUGAUGUACUCCAGGCCUCUGUUCUGCGUGACCAGGAACUACUGAUCCUGGAGCUUCUGUGUCAGAUUCUGCAGACAGACUCUCUAAGUGCCAUUCAGUUCUGGCUGCUUUACGCUCCCUCGAAGGAAAAAGACAUUGCUCUGGGGCUCCUACAAACUGCAGUAGCUCAACAGUUCCCUCAACCCCUAACGUCCAUUCCAGAAGAAAGGCUCCUAAAUCAGCUCCAAGAAGUUCAAGAGCCUCAGGAAAACCUGCAGGCAUCCUACAGUCUUUCCCAAAAGAAGACCAAGAUACCACCUGCCCCGAAAAGUGAAAAACCAGAGUACAUUGGAAAAGCCCAAGUCCUCAAGAUACAUCAUGAGGACAAAAAGGAGAGGGCAGCUAAGCCAAAGGCUGAGAAGAACAAGGAAGUGUAG
This is a messenger RNA of Dipodomys ordii (Ord's kangaroo rat), 1059 nucleotides long. RefSeq names its product thymus, brain and testes associated (gene Tbata). The transcript is spliced from 9 exons. The record is from RefSeq and is a predicted model, not a curated record. Bases 1 to 1059 code for a protein of 352 amino acids. Lineage: Eukaryota; Metazoa; Chordata; Mammalia; Rodentia; Heteromyidae.